AUGUCUAACGAAGGUAACUACAACCAGGACCAGAACCAGAACCAACAAGGUGGGUACCAACAGUACAACCAACAACAAGGUGGGUAUCAACAACAAUACCAACCUCAACAAGGUUACCAGCAGUACAGCCAACAACAAUACCAACCUCAACAAGGUGGUUACCAACAAUACAACCAACAGCAAUAUCAACCACAACAAGGUGGAUACCAACAAUAUAACCAACAACAAUAUCAACCACAACAAGAUGGAUACCAACAAUAUAAUCAACAAGGUGGCCAACAAAAUUACAAUCAAGGUGGGUACAAGAAGAACUACAGCCAAAACUACAACCAAGGUGGUUACCAACAACAAUUCCAGCCUCAACAAAGUUACCAAGCUAAUAAUGGUCAACAAUCUCAAGGUAUGUCUCUAGAUGACUACCAAAAGCAACAAACAAAGACUGCAGCACCAAAGGUCAAGAAGACAUUGAAGCUAGUUUCUAGCUCUGGUAUCAAGCUAGGUAAUGCUCCAAAGAAGGAAGAACCAAAGAAGGAGGAACCUGUCAAGAGUACUGAGGAAUCAAAGGCCGCCGCUGACGAAACUACCAAGACUGAGGAAUCACUACCUGAUGUUAAGACUCUGAAGAUCUCCGAUGAAACUCCAGCUCCAAAGAAGGAUGAAGGUGUCGAUGCUCUAAUUAAAGAACAAGAAGACGAAGUCGAUGCUGAAGUCGUAAAUGAUAUGUUCGGUGGUAAGGACCACAUGUCCAUUAUCUUUAUGGGCCACGUCGAUGCAGGUAAGUCCACUAUGGGUGGUAACUUACUAUACUUGACUGGUUCCGUUGAUAAGAGAACUGUCGAAAAGUACGAAAGAGAAGCCAAGGACGCUGGUAGACAAGGUUGGUACUUAUCCUGGGUUAUGGAUACAAACAAAGAAGAAAGAAACGAUGGUAAGACUAUCGAAGUCGGUAGAGCUUAUUUCGAAACUGAAAAAAGACGUUAUACCAUUUUAGAUGCUCCAGGUCACAAGAUGUAUGUCUCAGAAAUGAUUGGUGGUGCUUCUCAAGCCGAUGUUGGUAUCCUUGUCAUUUCAGCCAGAAAGGGUGAAUAUGAAACCGGUUUCGAAAAGGGUGGUCAAACUCGUGAACAUUCUCUAUUGGCUAAGACUCAAGGUGUUAGCAAAAUGAUUGUUGUUGUUAACAAGAUGGAUGACCCAACUGUGGACUGGUCUGAAGAACGUUACAACCAAUGUGUUAAGAACUUGUCGAACUACUUAAAGGCCAUUGGUUACGGUAAGGAUGAUAUCAUUUUUAUGCCUGUCUCUGGUUACACUGGUGCUGGUCUAAAGGAGCCAGUCGAUCCAAAGGUAUGCCCAUGGUACAAGGGUCCAACUCUUUUAAACUAUCUUGAUGGCAUGACUCACGUCGAUCGUCACAUCAAUGCUCCAUUCAUGCUUCCAAUUUCCUCUAAGAUGAAGGAUAUGGGUACCGUUGUCGAAGGUAAAAUCGAAUCUGGUCACAUAAAGAAGGGUCAAUCUACGUUAUUGAUGCCAAACAAGAUUGCAAUUGAAAUCCAAAAUAUUUACAACGAAACCGAAAAGGAAGUUGAUAUGGCUGUCUGUGGUGAACAAGUCAAACUUAGAGUUAAGGGUGUCGAAGAAGAAGAUAUUCAACCAGGUUUCGUAAUGACCUCUCCAAAGAACCCUAUCAAAUCUGUCACUAGAUUUGUUGCUCAAUUAGCUAUUGUUGAAUUGAAAUCUAUCAUGUCUGCAGGUUUCUCAUGUGUGAUGCAUGUCCAUACUGCUAUCGAAGAAGUUCAAAUCACAAGAUUAUUACAUAAAUUAGAGAAGGGUACCAACCGUAAAUCCAAGAAGCCACCUGCUUUUGCCAAGAAGGGUAUGAAGAUCAUUGCUGUCUUGGAAACAGAAGCUCCGGUUUGUGUUGAAACAUAUGACGAUUACCCACAACUAGGUAGAUUCACAUUGAGAGAUCAAGGUACUACUAUCGCUAUUGGUAAGAUUGUUAAAUUACUUGAUUAA
Maudiozyma barnettii is the source of this 2016-nucleotide messenger RNA. RefSeq names its product translation termination factor GTPase eRF3 (gene SUP35). The record is from RefSeq and is a predicted model, not a curated record. Gene Ontology annotation, cellular component: translation release factor complex. The transcript has a single exon. Gene Ontology annotation, biological process: translation; nuclear-transcribed mRNA catabolic process, deadenylation-dependent decay; translational termination. NCBI's taxonomy places the organism in Eukaryota, Fungi, Ascomycota, Saccharomycetes, Saccharomycetales, Saccharomycetaceae. Gene Ontology annotation, molecular function: GTPase activity; GTP binding; translation release factor activity. The coding region runs from base 1 to 2016 and encodes 671 amino acids.